AUGAUUCUGCGUAGGAAUAACAUCGUUGGUUCCGCUAAAUUGCUGAAAGCGUUUGACGUGAAUUUUGUAUUUGAUCGCGAUUUCCCUCAACUGAAGUUCCGUCUUGAAAAACUAGAUGAGCUGUGGGAGAAAUUCAAUGAGGUUCAGGCGGAAAUUGAAUUAGACGAGGACUUAACCGACGAUUUAGCUGAAAUUCGAGCUUCGUUCGAGACUGAAUACUUCGAACUGAAAGGGUCUUUGGCGAGAAAACUCGAAAUUGUUACCGAGCGCACUGACCGACCUCCCACUUCGCCUGGUGUUCCACCUGCAUACGCUUCCUCUGUUCGUCUCCCUGAACUGAAAAUUCCUGAGUUCAGUGGAAACUUUGAUGAUUGGAUGAAUUUCCACGACCUUUUUACUACUCUCGUCCACACAAAUUCCCAUCUUUCAUCGGUACAGAAAUUUCAGUACCUGAAAGCUGUGCUGAAAGGAGAAGCUUUACGUCUCAUUCAAUCGCUUACUGUUUCAUCCACUAACUACACAAUCGCAUGGGAUCUGUUGAGAAAGAGAUUUGACAACAAGAAUCUGCUGAUCAAGCAACAUUUUUCGGCACUGUUAUCUACUUCCUCAGUACGUAAAGAAUCGUCAGUUGCUCUAUCCAACUUAGCUGACGAGUUCGAAAAGCACAUCAAUGUGCUCAACAAAUUGGAAGAUUCCAACAAUCAUUGGAAUUCGUUCCUUGUAGAGCUGCUAAGCAGUAAGCUCGACCCGACAACGCAGAAGGAAUGGGAACAACAGCUCGAUGAAACUGAACGACCAACGUAUCAAACAUUAGUUGAGUUUGUCCAGAAACGCGCACGAAUUCUACAAUCACUAACGCUCUCCCAGAUUUCGAACCAAGUGAACAAAUCCGAACCAAAGCACGAGUUAAAACCUGUCAGAAGUAAAACCUCCUCGUAUCACACUACAAAUAGUUUCCCGAAGUGUAUCAUGUGCAAGAAUUCACACAUAUUAUCCCAAUGUGACGAUUUUAAGAAACUUUCGCCACAACAACGUUUCGAUGUGGCCAAGCGCCACGGCCUCUGCUUAAAUUGUUUGAAGGCGUCACAUUUGAUGAAAAAUUGUUCAGCUGGUUCGUGUCGAACAUGCAGCAGACGACAUCACACACUGUUGCAUCUGAAUUCACAGUCUUCGGAUGCUGUCGCUCAAUCUGAAUCUGUGGCAGCACAGGUCGGCCAAUAUUCACAACUCUCACAAUCGGCCACGGUUGUCGAAGCGCCACCGUCGGCUACGUGCAUUGCCGAUCAAUGUCACGUGGUCCCUCGGGUUACGGGACUAGCCCCGUCGCCGUCGGAUGGGCUUGUUAAUCGCUCUUUUUCGUACGUACCUUCGUCGGGUACGCAGUCUACACCGUCAUGCUCAGCCCGCUCUUCCUCGCAAGUGACUAAUUGCCAAUCCGUCACUCCAAACCAAUCGUUCGUUUCGAAAGGCAGCACAUCUGCUGUCUUUAUGCUCACAGCGUAUAUCAAAGUUAGACACGCUGAUGGCACUUAUCUCUUCGCCAGAGCACUGUUGGACUGCGCAUCCGAAGCCAAUUUCGUUACCGAAGAACUAGCCCAAAAGCUUUGCUCAAAGCGCAAGCUCGCAGACAUAGAUGUUUACGGCAUCAGUCAAUCGGUCAAGAAAGUGAAACACCAAACAACUAUUACAGUUGCCUCUCGCUUUGGAUCAUACAAUACUAGUAUAGACUGUCUGAUACUACCUACGUUAACUCGGAUUUUACCUACUGCCAAUGUAGAUAUAUCGAAAUGGGUUAUUCCUCGCCACCUCCCUCUCGCAGACCCUAAAUUUAAUAUCGCUCACGAUGUAGACAUAAUCAUCGGUAUAAGGAAUUUCUUCACGAUCUUAGAAAAUGAGCAGAUCACACUGGGCGAUAGCAUGCCGGUGUUGCGCAAAACGGUGUUCGGAUAUGUUGUCGCAGGAGAAGCAUCGGUUCACCAUAGUCCUGUGGUAGUUUGCAACGCAUCAACUGUUGAAAACUUGACGUCAGCAGUUCAUAAAUUCUGGCAGGUGGAGAGUUUUGAGAAGGGAAAGGCAUUCUCCCUCGAGGCAUUGCGAGGCAGCAUUGCGAGGAAGCAUUUUUGA
Messenger RNA from Toxorhynchites rutilus septentrionalis, 2124 nucleotides. RefSeq lists its product as uncharacterized. NCBI's taxonomy places the organism in Eukaryota, Metazoa, Arthropoda, Insecta, Diptera, Culicidae. Bases 1 to 2124 code for a protein of 707 amino acids. The record is from RefSeq and is a predicted model, not a curated record. The transcript has a single exon.